Notodromas monacha is the source of this 3541-nucleotide messenger RNA. The record is from the annotation of a GenBank genome assembly. NCBI's taxonomy places the organism in Eukaryota, Metazoa, Arthropoda, Ostracoda, Podocopida, Cyprididae.
UUUCCGCAGCUGAAAGGGAUCACUAAAAGUGAAGCUGCAGCUGAAGGAAAGGACCUGAUGAAUCGCCUCAACUUGUCAGAAAAAAAGGACUCCAUGUCAGCUGCCUUAUCUGGCGGACAAAAGCGAAAAUUGUCUCUUGCAAUCGCAUUGAUCGGUGGCAGUGAGACGGUGAUUCUCGAUGAACCGACCAGUGGAAUGGACCCGGAAGCCAGACGAAACAUGUGGGAUUACUUGCAGGAGCAAAAGGGAAAGAGGACGAUUUUACUAACGACGCAUUUCAUGGAAGAAGCCGAUGUUUUGGGCGACAGAAUCGCAAUUAUGGCAGAUGGAAAAUUGCAAUGUUGCGGCUCUCCAAUGUACCUCAAGAAACAAUAUGGAACUGGAGUCACUCUGAGCAUGUUGAAGCAACAGAACCAGUCUUGGAACCUGGUGAAAUCCAUAAUCAAUCAACGCAUGCCUUCAGCCAUUUUGAAAUCUGAGUCAGGAAAUGAAUUGGCAGUUUGUCUUCCUCAAGAACAACGUCGAAACUAUCCUGCUUUGUUGAAUGCUCUGGAAACCAACCGACAUGAUCUUGGCAUUCUCAACUUCUCCAUAACUUCCACAACCAUGGAAGAAGUUUUCUUGAAGGUUGGAGAAGGUGCACACAACUUGGAAGACAAAGAAGAGCCAAAUCAGGAAACCAUGGGUAAAACUUAUGGAACCAUGCAAGCAAAACCGAAAUCUACAGAUAGUGUCGAAAGUCUGAAUUCAUCCAGAUCAGUGUUCAGAAAUGAAGGUGUCAAGUUGUUUGUCCAGAGACUGCGAGCAGUUGUCACCAAGAAAUUCAUCUACCUCAGCCGGAAAUGGAGCCUGUUAUUUUCUCAAGUCCUGUUGCCAGCUGUUUGCUGUUUGACAGCCCUGCUCAUCGACGACUCCACAAACAACAACGCCUCGUCACCUCGUCCUCUGCCCUUGAACCUCGGCACCUACGAACCAACCAACGUGUUUAUGCGACACGAAACCGACUCAUACUGCGAUUUAGCUGCCCUGGAAUACGAGCAAUUCGUCGGUUCUGCACAAUCCAAGCCGUCCUUGACCCAAGUGCCAAAUGCCGCGUUGAUGCAGGACUUUUUGCUGGAAAGAGGCGUGGAAGACUUGACUCGGUACCGGACUGAAGACGUGAUGGCUGCUGAUUUCCUCAAGAGCAACUACACUUGGAAAGAUGUUUGCGUGGCACAAGCCAUGUUUCAAACUGUGCCCUUGCAUUCCUACGGGGUGACACUGAACGUGAUGAACAAUGUGUUGGCCAGGACUAUUUUGGAGAACCGGGAUCUGGUCAUUGAUGUCACUAAUCAUCCGUUGCCAAAAAGCUCGUUGGAACAAGUGAUUGAGAAUUUCCCUUCGGACAACAGCACGAAUCCCACUUUGUUCCCCAACAUCGACUCUGACAUGACUUACGCACUUACCUGGUGUUUAGGCAUGUUUCUUGUUGCCUGUUCCUUUGUGGUGUUUCCCAUUGAGGAGCGGAGUUGUGGGUCCAAGCAACUGCAACUCAUGACCGGGAUGAAACCUGCCACUUAUUGGCUCGGUCACGCAGUCGGAGACACGGCAAUUACAAUUUCGGCAAUGUUGAUUGCAGUGAUUCUUUUUGCCAGCAUUAACGCCAGUGGCGUUUUUCUCGCACACGGUGGAUCAGCGACUGUUGCUUUGGCGAUUCUAAUCGUCUUGUACGGUUUGGCUGCGAUGCCUUUCGCAUAUUUUCAUUCAUUCUGGUUCGACUCACCCGGAACCGGAUUUGCAAUCCACAUCAUGGACAAUCUGCUCUUUGGUUCGAUCUCGACUGUGGUUGUGGCUCUGCUGGAAACAGCAGCAACCGACGACUUGGUCCUCGCUGCCAAAAUCAUGAAGUGGAUUUGCCGAUUCCUGCCGCCAUUUCCGUUCAGUCACGGCGUUUUCUCUGUGAUUGAAAGAGCGUAUCAAAACAAUCGUUGCAGUUUCUUGUCUGACGACCUGAAAAACACUGUUUGCAUGCUGGGCCUCGACCAGCUUCCGAAAUCUGUUCAAGCUUGUUGCUCAUCUUGUGGUGUGGGAAAUAUGGCGCCUUGCUUCGAACCAAAGAGCUUUUUCACAUUGGAAGAACCAGGAAUCGGAAUAGAUUUACUCAUGUUGGUCGUGUCUUGUGUCUUGUUCUACGUAAUUGUUUUCUUGCUCGAAACUGGGAUCCACAAGAAAAUUGCCGCUUCUUUCUACAAAUCCGGAGACGCAUCAAAUCAUGCCAAUCAACGUCAACUCGACGUUGAUGUGCAGAAUGAAAAUCAGCGCGUGUCUCAGCUUCUGCAAUCCGGUGCUUGGCAACAAGAAGCUUUGUUGGUCAGUGGACUUCGGAAAGUUUUCAAGGAAUUAGUGGCGGUUGACGGUCUUUCCCUGGGUGUGCAAAUUGGCGAAUGUUUCGGUCUUCUCGGAGUGAACGGGGCCGGAAAAACAACGACUUUCCGCAUGUUGACCGGAGACGAGGUCAAAACUGAAGGAGUAGCUAAACUCAUGGGUCGGGAUCUCGACAACGAAAAAUAUCUCUUUUUGAAAAUGACUGGCUACUGCCCGCAAUUCGACGGCCUGGUUGAUGUCAUGACAGGUCAAGAGAUGCUGUUUAUGUAUGCGAGACUUCGAGGUUUCCCCGAAAAUGCCAUUCCUGAUCACGUGGAUGAAUUGAUUUCCGUGUUGGGUUUGCAAAAAUACUGGUCGAAGCGAUGUGGGAAUUACAGCGGGGGAAACAAACGAAAGCUGAGCACAGCAAUGGCAAUGGCUGCCGAACCCGCCGUCCUGUUUCUCGACGAACCCACUUCUGGAGUGGAUCCCGUUUCCAGAAGACGCAUCUGGAAAGCUCUGACAGCUGCCAUCAACAAAGGCCAAUCCAUCGUGCUGACUUCUCACAGCAUGGAAGAAUGUGAAGCGCUUUGCAACCGACUCGGGAUUAUGGUGAAUGGGAAAUUCCGAUGCAUUGGCCCGGUUCAGCACUUGAAGCAGAAAUUCUGCCAAGGGUAUUCCAUUCAGAUCAAGCUGAAUCCCAAGUUUCAUCUGGAAGGAGAAUUUCAACAGCUGCGUCAAUACAUUGAGCGAACCAUAGAAAGCAGCACAGUUACUGACAUGCACGAGGGACUGUUGCAGUACUACAUAAGUAACCCCGCCACCACGUGGGAAUUAAUCUUUUCCACGAUGGAAUCCGCAAAAGACACUUGGCCGAGAUUCGUUGAGGAUUACGCAGUCGGAGAAACGACUUUGGAGCAGAUUUUCUUGGCAUUUGCCAGGGACCAAAAGCCGGACUUUUCCAGAUACAACACCAAGAGCUGCUGGAAUUGUUGUGCAGGAAAGAAACCAGUUCCGACGGAACCGGAAGAUUACCAAUCCAGCUUCCGGACUUCCUCCUUCCGCAACUGACGCAGAAAAACGAAAUUUAUCGGAAUUUUACUGUGGCUAUAUUUUCAUUUCUUUUAUGUGGCUGUGGACAACGAAAAUCGGUGGCAUUCCUCGAAAUAAAAUCCAAAAAUCAAUUGUUCAAAAAUAA